AAUUUUUCAAAAAAAGGAAAUUAAAAAAUGAGUGACUCUGAAGCUGAAACAAGCUUCAAAGAAGUAGCUGAAACGAGCUUCGAAGAUGUAGAAGUCAAAAUUGAAACGGACAUUAAACCUUCAACGAGCGGUUCGAUAUUGUUUCCCUCCGAAGCCAGAUUUUCCAACAUCAAAAACAAGCACGUCAGGUCUCAGCAGUUUCAAAAAGCCAAAAGGGAACAGAAAAAGGCUAAAAAAGAAGCGAAAAAACAGAAACAAAGAGAAGGAGCACCCAAAAAGACCCCUCAUACUAUCGACAGUCUUAGAAUUAAAGAGGAAACCACUGUAACUAAUUUAGAAGAUGAUGAAAACGAAUUAAUCCGUGACGAUUUGGACAAGGACGAAUUCAGUGAUUAUUAUAAGCAGUCUUAUGAGCCUAAAGUGCUUAUAACUUAUGCUGACAAUCCUAUGAGAAAAACCAGAAUAUUUGGCAGGGAACUAACAAGAAUCAUUCCUAAUUCCAUUUCCCUAUACAGAAAUCGGUCAGGAGUGAAAAAAAUUGUUAAAAGCGCUAUUGAAAAGGAGUAUACAGAUGUUUUAGUUAUCAAUGAAAAUCGUCACGAACCUGACGGCUUACUAGUAAUCCACUUACCAAACGGCCCCACUGCUCAUUUCAAACUGAGCAACGUCCGUAUUACACCAGAAUUGAAAAAGAAUCACAAAGACAUCUCAGCUCACAGGCCUGAAGUUGUUUUAAACAACUUUACCACUCGUUUGGGGUUGACUGUAGGCCGAAUGCUGGGGGCUCUUUUCCAUUACGAGCCUGAAUUUGUCGGUCAAAGGGCGGUUACUUUUCACAAUCAGAGAGAUUUUGUGUUUUUCAGGCAUUACAGGUAUGGGUUUGAUGCAGAUGGAAAAAGGGCCAGGUUGAAGGAAUUGGGGCCCAGAUUCACUUUGAAAUUGAGGUCAAUUCAAAAAGGUACUUUCAAUAGCAAAUACGGACAGUACGAGUGGAUUAAGGAUGGUAGAAGGCAUAAAAUGGAGACUAGCAGGAGGAAGUUUGAUUUGUAGACAUUUCAAUUGUUGUUUGAAUAAACAAAUGUUGAACUA
Messenger RNA from Ceutorhynchus assimilis (cabbage seed weevil), 1089 nucleotides. NCBI's taxonomy places the organism in Eukaryota, Metazoa, Arthropoda, Insecta, Coleoptera, Curculionidae. The record is from the annotation of a GenBank genome assembly.